This is a messenger RNA of Tachysurus fulvidraco (yellow catfish), 6843 nucleotides long. RefSeq names its product Rho GTPase activating protein 31 (gene arhgap31). The record is from RefSeq and is a predicted model, not a curated record. The transcript is spliced from 12 exons. Gene Ontology annotation, biological process: small GTPase-mediated signal transduction. Gene Ontology annotation, molecular function: GTPase activator activity. Bases 735 to 4928 code for a protein of 1397 amino acids. Lineage: Eukaryota; Metazoa; Chordata; Actinopteri; Siluriformes; Bagridae.
CAAACAAAGAGCCCUGUACAGGAAAUUGUGGACUCUGGGAGCGUUCAGGAAGGCAGAGAGCAGAUUUCCUGUUCAGACCCUACCUCAAAAAAAGAAAAGCCUUAAGGGAGCAGGAGAACGAGGGGACAAGAGAGGAGAGAGGGGAUGAGAGAGGGAGGGUCACUAAUGUGUUAAGCAUAGGAGAAAACACACAGGCUGUAAUUUCUCUCGCCUCCCUGAAGCAAGAAAAAAAAGGGAAAAAAGUUUGAAGCCUUGUGUCUCGACCAUGAGUCGCGGUCAAACAUGGACGAGCUGAGAGGAACGGAGAUGAGGUGAAGGAGAGAAAAGCAGAAGCUCUGGAGGUCUGGCUGAGUAGAAAGUUUGAAGAGGAAGACGAAGAGAGGAGAGAAAGACGAGGGUCAGGAGGGGCUGAGGAGUGAAAACCGCCUACAGGAAACCGACUCACUGAGUCUCUGAGUUACUUUUCUCUCAGCUUUUGUGUCUCUCGGGCUGAACAGAGGAGAAAAAAGUGUCCGAUGUGGGGAGUGACGUCAUCCUGGUGCCGCUGAGCUCCAGAAUUCCUCUCCCACUCCAAGACUCCAGACUCCCAGCCACCAUGUGAGCCCGAUGUGACUUUUUUUCCGCUCCAGAAUCAGUUUUUCUUUUUUUUUUUCUCUCUUUUUUUCCUCGACUCUGUAAUUCCUCUCGGUUCCAGCGCUCGUUCUUUCUGAUCUGGAUAAAACCUUGAGCUCCUGAUGAAGAAUAAAGCUGCCAAGCAGAAAUCCAAGAGGAAAGGAAGUGAAAAUGCGUUCGGCUGUGACCUGAGCGAACACCUCCAGAGCUCAGGACAUGAUGUUCCUCAGGUUCUAAAGACAUGUGCAGAGUUCAUCGAGAAACACGGCAUCGUUGACGGAAUCUACAGGCUUUCAGGAAUCACCUCCAACAUCCAGCGCCUGAGGCAGGAGUUCAUCUCGGAGCAGUGUCCUGACCUCACUAAGGAAGUGUAUCUACAGGACAUCCACUGCGUCGGCUCGUUGUGUAAACUGUAUUUCAGGGAGCUGCCCAACCCACUGCUCACCUACGAACUUUACCAGAAAUUCACGGACGCCGUGUCAGUGAAGGAGGAACAUGAGCGGCUCAGGAACGUUCAGCACGUUAUCAAAGAGCUUCCCAUCGGACACUUCAGAACUCUGGAGUACUUGGCCAAGCACUUGGCUCACCUGGCCACCCUCAGCCACCAGACCAACAUGCACACACGUAACCUGGCCCUGGUCUGGGCUCCUAACCUGCUCCGCUGGAAGGAGAUCGAGGUGUCCGUGUGUAACGGUGACGAGGCCUUUCUGGAGGUUCGGGUUCAGCAGUCGGUGGUAGAGUUUAUCCUGAAUCACACAGAGCAGAUCUUUAACCCCGGAGCUGAUCCUCCGAGACCCCUGAAAGAAGGUGCAGCUGUAAUGUGUGUGGAGAAGUACGCUACGCUGCCAGCAGUGAGUCAGUGUCCGCCGAUGAAGCUGAUGAGUCUGGAGGAAGCUCAGGCUCGAACACUGGCUCCUAAUCAUCCAGCCAGAACCGAACGACUCCGAGAGAACAGCCUUCCUGACACGAGCACCGCCGCCAUGUACCACACUGUCAUAGAGCUUAGUGAGAGCAAGAGGAAAUUCUCUGGAAAGUCAAAGAAGUGGAAGUCCAUCUUCAGUCUGGGGCGAUCCGUAGCUGACGGCAAGGGGAAGUUGAGUCGCAACGGGAGCGUGUUCAUGAGAGCGCAGAACGUCUCGGAAAAGACUGGGAUCCGUCCGUCCAAGAGCAUGGACUCUCUGUGCUCUCUGCCAACAGAUGAGGACGGAGCUGUGUCAGGCAGAGGGAAAAACGGAUUCUUCGCUCCCGUGGUGAAAUCACGAACCCUGGGUUCGGAUAUCAACUACGACCCGGACGAACAGGAUCCUAACUGGGAAUUCGAAUUGCGAAAAGCCAGCGGCGAAACCGGACAAAGUCCGAGCGUCAAAUCGAUCAGAGGGACUCAAAACAUCUCGUCGACAUCUCCAUCUUCUUCGUCUGCCACUUCAUCUCCGUUACAACGUGCUCUUCCUGAGCAGCUGAAGGUGUUCAAAGGGGACGAGUUGACGACGUGUCGGCCUACGUCCCCGAAAAACCGCCGGAUGUUGUAUUCCGGUUCCUCGCACAACGGUCCGUCACGGCCGUCUUUUCCGGGCAGCUUGUUCCCCUUGGAGUCGUCGCCGAGGCAUCAACGUAAGGCGCUCAACAUCUCGGAGCCGUUCGCGGUGUCUGUGCCGUUGCGCGUGUCAGCGGUCAUCAGUUCCAACAGCACCCCCUGCAGGGUGGCAGGGAUAGAGCGGGAACGCAGCAUGGGAAGCUUGGGAAGUGCUAGCUUUAGAGAGCCACACCCCAGCAACAGUGGGAGCAUUGAUUUCCGAGACAGGGAGAGACUAUUUGGGGGCAGAGAGAACCCGCUCGGCAACAGCGGCGGAUACGGUAUCUAUAGCAACAGCAGCUCCGUCCCCACAGAGGAGAGUCAAAUGAAUGAGAGGAGCACCGGGGUGGUCCCCUCCGAAACAGCAGCACAGAGCGCUGAUAUGGAGGUAAAGACUCGUGUAGAAAUGUCAGAGAACUUAAUGCCAUCUCAGGCUAAAGCAACAGAAAACCACAAAGAAAUGCCUCAAUCCUCUGGGAAAGAACUGGAUGCCUCAUCAACGCAGCUCACUGAGCCAAAAAAACUGGACCAACUGGACAUAGAAUCGAUCGAUCCGGAGCUGUGGUCUGAUCAUGAGCUCAGGAUCACUGAGCCUGAAACAAGCGUUUCGGACCGUCUGAAAACCAGUGGCUCUAUGAGUAAAAUCACUGGACAUGAUGGUGCUCUAAAUCAUACUGCUCAAGCUAAAAGAAGAAGCAGUUUACCUUCUCACCCAGUGUCUUCGAAGGAGCACUUCAAAGACACCAUAAAAGGUCUCACGUUGGACCAUUCAGGUGCUACACUUUUUAACACGACGUCAAGGCUCUCUCUGGAAACUCCUCCCAACCAUGGUUUUGACUGGAAUUACCUAGCCGCCGAAAAUAAGGAUCGUAAGAGCUUGGAUUCGUUCGAGUCACUGGAUAUUAUGGCAAACAAGCUGCAGCACUUACCCUUCCUUCAGUUGAAGGAAACCGAUAUUCUCCAAGAUGCUGAUCCCUGGCCUUCAGUUUCUUCAUCUGAAGAUCCUUCAGCCAAGAAAAGCGAUGAUGUCAUCGCUUAUGGUUCUAGUCUUGAUAUCAAACCAUGUGUUGUAAUUCCUAGUGUGUCUACAGACAAGAAUGUUGACGUACCACAGAACCAUGAUGAGAAUAAGAAGGACAUGAAGAAAACUAGCAGUAUUACUGUGAAUCUAACAAGCAAGGUAAAGGGUAACAUCGAAAGGCUUUCGAAGUGCUCGGAUGAGAGACGCCUCACUAUAGAAAUUCCAAGUCAAGACGAUGAUGAUAUUUGGGCGAGUCAUUUGGCAGGACUGGAUCAAGUGGAGCCCUGGGAAGACUUGAGCACUACCAAACAGUGGGUCACGAGCCCGCUCCACUCGACAAAACUGGAAGAUCUUUUCCCUCUAUUUAAAACACCAGCACAAGCCCCAGGAUCUGAAAUCAAAACAUCUCCUGAACUGAGCACCAAUCACUUGCAAAAAGACCAGAAGAUUGUAGAUGAACAACCUCCAGGGAAAGUACUAGAAAAUGCAGCCAUGAUCAGUGAACCUGGUCUCGAUCUCUAUUCCAAAGUCAAAACGUCAGAUGAAUUGGGUUGUGAACAUAUAACUGAGCUCUUACGUGUUGAUCACUUUGAAGAGCCUGGAGAGAAAGUGGAAACGAACCAGGAGCUUCCACAGCCUGCACAGGCCAAAACUACCGUCCACCAAGAGGAGACCGGCAGAAUCCCAAAGAGAAACAGUGGUGCUCCAAAACCAAAGACUUCUGUCUUCUCCCAAAGAUUUCACCGACAGGUCUCUCAUGAGCCCUGCAUCGCAGAGAGGAACGAGGAAAACAUUGCUCAAAAGCACAGACCAUACUCACUUAACCUGGAUUUGGGAAACCGUUGCAUUAGGGACAUAUCAAAUCAGCAAAACCUUGAUCUUGCAGAUCAUUCCUCUGUCCAGAGGGGGGCGAUAACCGCUUCUGGAACAAAGCAUGAUAGGUUGUCUGUGGAACUGGAGAUGUUCCUAAGGGACCGACAAGCACCCAUGCGACGCAACUCUGCACCAGUCAGCGUGUCUUCGGUGCGCACUGCGUUCAUGAUCAAAACGUGUCAGGCCAAAGCGGUGCCUGUUAUACCUCCAAAAGUCCAGUACAGCCACAUACCACAUCUGGUUCAUCCAGAGAAAGGCAGCCAAGAGCAAGACAAAAGGGAAUGUGGACCUGAGAAGAUCAAAGUGGAGAAAGCAGAUUCUUUUCCUCCUCCCCAGGUGGUAAAAGAUUCCAAAGAGGAACGGGAAAACUGCAAACCUGUCACAAGGGUCCAAAGACAGGCAUCCAUGGAAAAAACAGUAGAGAUGUGCAAGACAGCACCUGAGUUUCCAGUACUCAGGAGGAAGAGGUCUGCCAAUGGGGACUCCUUUAUGGACCUUCCCAGACCAGAAAGAUCUACUUUACUUCAACGGUCUUCCUUCCGGAAUCGUCCAAGACCUCAGAGCCUGAUUCUCUUCAGUCCUCCCUUUCCUAUCAUGGACUAUCAUCCUACAGGGGAUGAUGGGAAACUUGUCCUGUCACCAAUCAAGAGUCCUGCUGAAACCUCUCCUCUCCAGGUCCUUACGAAGGAGCUCGCAGAGAACCUUAAAACCCCUGAUGGGGUCACCCUGCGAAACAAGAUGACUUUGCCCAAGAGCGGACAGAGAUUAGAAACCUCUACAAGCUGCUUUUACCAGCCCCAGAGGAGGUCUAUGAUUUUUGACAACAGGAGCAGUCGGCAGAUCGAGUGAGCUGUUCGUUAGACUCGUGAACAUUCACACCGUAGCUAGAGAACAGUCGCUGAAUGUAAUACGUCUCCAUUUCUCUUCUGCACCAUGUUCUUCUUCUUGCUGAUCAAACAUUAUAACAGGUUCCAUUUCAUUCUACAGGCGAUAAAUGAAGGAUUGUUUUGUUGGUGUCGAUGUAAAACGCUGCUGCUAAGGAACUUUAUCACAUCGAGGAGCCAUCGAAGAUAAACGAAAAGCAUUUAUUCGGUAAAGGAGCAUUAAAGGUAUGUUUAGUGCUAACUGCUGUACAUUUCUGGCUCACAUGGUCUCGAAAUGGUGAAGAAGAUGAAGAUGAAGAUGAAGUUCCAGUGAAUUACAACAAAGUGUUACACAGAAGUGAUCAAAUAAUUCUGGGGAUUUUUGUUUGGGUCAGAUUUCAUACCCGUUUCAGGGAUUACGGGAUGGGAGCCAAAAUCCGAUCGGAUAACUGAUAGCUGGAAUUAAAUAGAACGAUUAAAAACAUCCUGCUUAUAGUGUUGUCAUGUCUGUGUUUUAGAGAAAUCCAGGGAGAAAAAGACAUUUUACAAGCUGAGAUUUAUUUUUUUCCUUUUUAAUAUUUUCCGUGUAGUAAACAUGGGAUGUGGCAAUUCAUCAGAUAUUCAGUGUUAUAACAAUGGUGCAAUUAAUAUGUACACGUAAGGUGUCCAUGCACAGAUUUUCACACAACCGUAAAACCCUGAAGUCUUGAUUCACGAUCAUUAUUUUGUAUUUUACUUUUUUUCAUUGUUCGUCCUUCUUCAUCUUGGAAUAUUUGAACCGUACAGUAUCGCCAUGACUGACACAAAAGGCUCGUCAUCAUGACACCGUCAAGGACAGCGUUUAAACGUUGAAUGCCCAUAUUAAAUAUUCACAAUGUGAUAAAUGCCUUUUCAUAGGAGGUUAUGUAACUAGAAGAGAACCUUGGCUGCACUGUUUUGAUGCAUAUUUUUAAAAGUCCAUGACAAAAAAAAAAAAAAUACAUAAAAUGCAAAUGCUGCCCAAAAACAAAUGCUGUCUACAUUAAUCACCUCCUUCCACACGGAGCUCUGAAGUUCCCACGCCAACGAUAUCGUGUGUGCUCAUGUUACCGUAUAUUGUGUGAUAUAAUAUAUUACUGGGACAGGACGUGUUGUCGUUUAAAACUAAAUAUCUAUAAGAAAAAUGUUAUUGAUUGUACAAAAAAAAAAUGCCUGAAAAUUCAUCAAGUGUGUAUUUAUUUAUGCGAUUCGUCUCUCAUGACGUUCACUUUGUUAGUGUUGAGAAUAUCACUGUUGUAUAAAAAUAGGAUUGUUGCUGGGAUUAGUCUUGUGUCGAAUGAGCAGGUCGGUAUCUGGAAGUAGAUGUUUAGUUUGAGAGAAACAGAAUGAAGGAAAGCUAAAGAAUGCCAAGGUUCUGAGACUGACUGAACACAUUCUCAUCUGCUUCAUGGCUUAAUGCUGCGAUCCAGCGUAGUUACCAUCUAAACGCGGUGCGGUUCUCCGGCUCGGAUAUAUCGCGGGCAGCGGGAUCGCGAUCGUGUUAGAAUGGCUGCUCUCUGAAUUCAGAUGAAGAUCAACAGGUCAACAGUCUCGUUCAUCUUUGCUCGUAUAAAUACGAACGCUUCAUAAAUCUGAUGCAAAUGAAAAUGUUUACUGUGGAAGGUGUGAGACAUAAAACUGGCAGGAAAAUGUUGGAAGAUCUGCCAGGAAAGAUAAAUACAGUAUUAAACACAGGAUGUUUCAGAGAAAGACACAAAGCACAAAUGUACAUUCUAUAUGUUCCUGUAUGGAGAGAAAGAUAUUUUAUGAUGUCAGUAACUGUAACCAAAGAACACUAACUUUUGUAAUGUAUUUUUUUUGCCUAAACUGGCUUUAUUAUAUGUAUCCACUGUAAACAACACAAUAAAUACGCUUAAUAUUUA